Molecule: messenger RNA, 724 nt
Organism: Coccomyxa subellipsoidea C-169
Lineage: Eukaryota; Viridiplantae; Chlorophyta; Trebouxiophyceae; Coccomyxaceae
Exons: 3
Coding region: 96-350 (84 amino acids)
Biological process (GO): vacuolar proton-transporting V-type ATPase complex assembly
Cellular component (GO): endoplasmic reticulum membrane
Source: RefSeq, a predicted model, not a curated record
GUUUCAUCAUGAACUUUAGAAUACUCAUGUCUUUUGUCCAGGCAAAACGCUAACAGGUCAUUGUGCUUAUGACUUCUCCAUGAUCUUGGUUUCACAUGAUGGUCGAAGUCCAGAAUGGAGUGAUUGAGAAACUUGCCUACUUUUCGAUAGCUAUUGCUGUCAUCCCCCUUUGUGUACUCUACGCUGCACUGUAUGGUUACUGUGAUCCUUUGAUUGCCUUGAUAUUUGGUACGGUGUCCGCGCAACUCAGACAGGUUGUGGGAGCCAUACUGGCUGUUCUGGCAGUGAAUGUGGUGUUGGUAGUGUAUGUUGUCUCAGCAUACAAGGAAAAAGAUGAAAAGGAGGACUGAGCAAGAAAUACAAUAGCAAGACUUCUCUCUAUAGGGCUGACAGCUUCUGGGAGCCGACAUGCUGCACAAAAGCACCAUCCUGGUUGCUUUGCGGAACCAGCAUAUGUGGGACGGUGAAUUCUGUAAAGAAUUCUUCGUCGGUCCAUUUCAAGAUUGAUGGUAAUGUAUUAGAGUCGCUAGCAGGGCUCUCUUCCAGGAUGCUUCAUGUAAAAUAGACACUUGCGAGGAAAUAUCCUCUAGUUGACAGGCAGAUCCUAUACAUGAUGUAGGAUGCUCAGCAGACAAUUUGUCUAACAUUUGCAAAGAGCACACUCAAAUUCAAACUACAGGGCACAGCCUCACAGUAGGCCGCUUGGUGUAAAGCAUUCACAAUC